ACACGUUUAAUCCUCAUUUUAACUCUUUUACUCCGAAAGGCUAAUGCGCUCUCUUCCGGUUCGGGCUGCUUUCUCGUGCACGCGGCACACUUGAGUUUCAGGUAAAGCUUCACGUGAAACAAACAGAUAGGUAGAAGUUUAAUGACCCGGCGUAUGAAGACAGACACGGAAAUGUUGCUGCCAGUGCGACUGCAGUACUGCAUGGAUAUAUUACAGCAACACAAGUAUUGCAACAUACUGCGAGAAAAUGCUGCAAAGGGUUAGAAAACUACCAAAAUACAGGAAAAUGAGAAGAAAUCAAGAUCAAGAAUAUGAUAGCAAAUGUUACACAAUAGUUUUAUUGAAAUAAUAAUAAUAAUCAUAAUAAUGAGAAACUGGUGGGAUCUUAUUUUUUACAUGUUGAGAAUCAGCCAAUCAAAAGAAAGCGGUCUUAAAGGGGGAGGAGCUUGAGUGAGUGCGAUAGGAGCGGGAAACUGGAUGGACCGGUCAGUUCCUGAUCAGCUGAUAACACGGAGCUUAACUCAUGUAACUCCUCCUCCUCCUCUUCCUCAGCCGGCCUGCCAGGCGGCGUACGAGGGCGACGUCCGUAAGUUGUACUUCCUCCUCAGAAAUGACCCCGCCCACCUGAAUGUUCAGGAGGUGCACACCGGGGACACCCCCCUCAUCGCUUCCUGCCGCCAUGGUCACCUGAAUGUGGUCCGAUACCUGCUGGACAACAAGGCCAACAGCCAGCUGACCAAUAAGAAACAGAGGACGUGUCUCCACUACGCCUCCAAGAGGACGUUCUCGCUGCUGGAUUAUCUGAUGAUCGCCAUCCUGAUGCCCAUCCUGCUGCUCGGAUACUUCAUCAUGCUGCAGAAACAGAGGAAGAACUUGGCUGUGAUGGAGGCCGUGCUGAGCACCGACGUCAGCGUCGACGCUGUCGACUACAAGGGGAACACGGCUCUUCAUUACGUCUGUGAGAGAAAAAGUCAUCGCCUGGUUCCUCUGCUGCUGCAACGAAACGCCAAAACCAACAUCAAGAAUAACAACGGAGAAACCCCGCUGGACAUCGCCACCAGACUCAAGUUCCAAAAGAUCAUCAACAUGCUGAGGAAGACCAAAUGAAGUUUUCAUUCACGCGGACAGCAGGGGGCGCCAACACUCGAUUCCUCCGCCUUCUAUGCUGACGAUGCUAGCGCCUCAGAGAGAACUCCUAGCAUGCAGCGUUUUCUCUGCUAACCACUCACCUGUCAGGCUACAAGCUAGUUUCCACUUCCAGUAUUUAUACUGAGCUAGGCUAACAGUGUUUCUGACCUGUUUUUCUUGUUUUGUAAGACAAAAUUCACUGAAUGUUGUAAUUUAUUAACUAAAAAGAAAAAAAAAAAAACACAAACAGACUUUAGAAACUCUCGCCCCAUCUUUACGUUACAUUUUGCUAAUAGCUCUGCCUCAUUUUUUAAUCUUUGUGCUAAGCUAGGCAACAGUAUUUGAGAGCUAGCUGUUUAUCUGUUAGCAGAGGUGUUCUUUGGGACUGUUACAUGAACAGGUAUAUAAUAAUAAAAGUGUCAACAUGAAAUGAAGCGGACGAUGAAACAUUUCAAAGUAAUAUUUUUAUUUCUGAAUAAACGUGCAAACUACCUUGAAA
Oreochromis aureus is the source of this 1627-nucleotide messenger RNA. RefSeq names its product ankyrin repeat domain 22 (gene ankrd22). The record is from RefSeq and is a predicted model, not a curated record. The transcript has 5 exons. Bases 478 to 1107 code for a protein of 209 amino acids. Lineage: Eukaryota; Metazoa; Chordata; Actinopteri; Cichliformes; Cichlidae. Gene Ontology annotation, molecular function: protein binding.